UUUUAUUGCGGAUAUGAAAGUGAAGAAUUUAGUUCUCCUGUUCGCCAUCACCCAGCUCCAUUCAUUUUCUGCCUGUGAGGCAUCGUCCGCAACGGAAGUGCUGUCGACCGUGGCAUGGAGGCACUUUCCAGCGAGGGCUAGACACCCGUGUUGGGGGACGCCAGCUGCAGCAGACGAAGAAGUGUGCAUAGUACGAAGCAACAGCUAUAGUAAGACAAUGUUCCAACACGUUUCGGGCUGCUAUUGCUAUUUCUACAUGAACCCUGCUUUCUUCAAACCAAACAUAACCAUCCGGAUGUGGCUGUGCGGUAUACCAGACGAGUUCGGGUACCCCUGUAUCCUGACAUCAGAAGGCGCCGAGAUACCGUACGACUACGAGAACCCCAAGACAGUGGAGGUUCUGGGUGGAACUUUUGUAUCAUCUGCCGCCACUGACAAAUGGAUACAGUGCUCUAAGGCAGCAAAGAGUUGCUGCGAAAAUAUGGAUGAGGGAACCGUGAAUCCAGGACAGGGAUACUGCUCAGCGAAUUGGGACGGCUGGUCCUGCUGGGACAAGGCGCCAGUUGAAACGACGCAACACGGACCGUGUCCGGACUACAUCUACUUUGCGGAGCCUCCUUCCUGUCAACAAUAUAGUAAUAAAGAGUGCCUCGCAACAGGAAGAUGGAAUGAGAGCACCGACUACGCUCCCUGCUCAAGCCUUCCUAUCUUACUGCUGAGGAACAGAACUUCAUACCACGUGAUCUUGCUUUACGUGUCAAUUGCUACGUCCCUUCCGGCGCUCAUCAUCUUCUUUAGCUACAGAAAACUGAGGAUUACGAGGGUGACCCUCCACAGGAACCUGAUUGUAGCCAUUGUCCUUCGAAAUAUUUUCAGCAUACUAGUCAAGACGAUUAUCAUUCUAGAUGCCAUCAGCAAUGAAAGGGAAGGGGUGAUGGAGACUAACUCCGUCUGGUGUCGAGUACUCUCCUUCAUGGACAAACUGGCUGGGAGCGCUGUAUAUUCUUGUAUGCUUCUGGAAAGUGUAUUUUUGCAUCGCCUCAUCGCCGCAGCAUUCAAAGGAGAGCCGAAAAUGCUGUACUACUACUACGUGGCUAUAGGUCUUGCCAUUUUGCCAGUGGGAAUUUGGGCCACCAUUACAGCUCUGCACAACGAUGUCAAUUGUUGGGCGGCAGAUUCCACGAAUUUUGGUUAUAUAGUUGAUGGUCCUCGCAUCUUAACAUUAGUGAUUAAUGCGCUGUUAAUGCUGGAUAUUGUAAGAGUCUUGUGGACCAAGCUGAGGAGGGUCAACACGGCCAAAUCCCAACAUAUCAAGCGGAUGACUCGAGCCACCAUCCUCCUGAUGCCCUUGUUCGGUGUUCAGUUUCUGCUGACACUGGUUCGCCCCAGCACGAAGGACUGUGAGCUCGAGCAGGCUUACUACUAUAUCUUCUACACCAUGGAUGGCUUACAGUGUACACUUGUGGCACUAUUCUACUGCUACCUUAACAAAGAGGUCCACGUGCAGAUCCUUCGGAGCUACAACGUGCUGAUGACUCAUCUGUACCGUCUACUGGGCAAGGACUACGAGCCGAAACGUCGGACCACCUGGGUCUACAGCGAGCGUCGUCAGACUUCCACUAGCCUGGUCAUACCCGACGAUGUCGCGCGAACAAGUGCGACCUCUCACCCCGGUGCUGUCGGUCGAAAGGAGUCACAUCCACGUAGCAGCAGGACGUCUCUCGUUAUUGGGAGCGUGAGCGACAUUCUGGCUCAGCAGGACGCCGUCCAGUCGCCUGGAACGCUUCCUCCGCGUAGAAGCGUCUCUUUCGCCAGGAGUUCGUACAAAAGUGACGGUUCGUCAUCCAACUACUACAUUCCCAACCGCCCUCACAUCAUGAACAGCGCAAGGCAAAGGAAAGUUUCUGUUGUCAACGAGGAAAGUCAAGCUGAAGACGAAAGAAUUCAGGAACAGAGACCUACAGCAGAUACAUCAAUAUCACAUACCAAAUCACACGAUUCUGAUGAAGAAGCACAUGGAUCGAACAGUGAGCCUUAUCCAGGUUACAUGGAUAGUUCAGAGGAGUCAGGUUUUGAGGUCACUGGAAGUCAAAUUUUGUUGGCUCCAACAGUUCAUAACCUGGGACUCUCAGAACAUAUCGCGGACAUAGCAGCAACAGACAUGCACGCUGAUAGUGGUACAGCAGCAGAUGGGCAGUCGUGCGCCUAAGUGUUUCGUCCGGUUAGAGGAGUAUAGCUGUAGCAUCCUGAUUUGUGAUUUAGAAACUUAAGAAUUAAUCAGCAAAAUAAACUUGCGAAGUGACAAUCCUUUCUUGUGCGAAAGAUCUAAAAUUUUGUGACGAUGGUAUAUUAACAGAGCUCUUGUGUUUGUGGAUAGUUGUAUUCUUAUGCGUUAACUAACCUCAUAGACAAGGCCGCGCCAUAGCUCAAGCGGUUAGUCGCUGGC
This is a messenger RNA of Cryptotermes secundus, 2446 nucleotides long. RefSeq names its product calcitonin receptor. Gene Ontology annotation, molecular function: peptide hormone binding; G protein-coupled peptide receptor activity. Gene Ontology annotation, cellular component: plasma membrane. Lineage: Eukaryota; Metazoa; Arthropoda; Insecta; Blattodea; Kalotermitidae. The coding region runs from base 14 to 2209 and encodes 731 amino acids. Gene Ontology annotation, biological process: cell surface receptor signaling pathway; adenylate cyclase-modulating G protein-coupled receptor signaling pathway. The record is from RefSeq and is a predicted model, not a curated record. The transcript is spliced from 11 exons.